AUGAACAAAAAUUUUAACACGGUCGGGAAAUAUGAUGAGAAAUUUGUUGAAGACUGACUAGAUGAUAUCCGCAAUGGAGGAAUAGAAGAGAUAGUAUGCUCCUCACGUGAAAUCAUUAAUGACAACCUCUAAACAACAAUGCAAUAGAAGGACUCCAAGAUAAGAUUCAGAAAAGAAUUGCCAACGUAGAUCAAAAGAUUCAAGUACUAUGCAAAGAAAAAGCUUCAGAUCACUUCUUAAAGUCAAUGGAAGUUUUUGAGGCACUGAAAUAACAAUAUUUUCAGAUUGAGAGAAUCAGUCACCCAAUUGGAUUUCUCCUUGCUAAAGGUAGACGAGGGAAUUUCCAAGAAUAGUGAGGAUAUCUUAACCCUAAAAACAAAGUUUAAAAAUGCCCUUGGGACGAUGCACAAACUCAAACUCGUCAAAGAAUGCUUUAGCAUUUUGGAAAAAUUGGAAAAGUUUGUUGAAAUGGGCAACAUUUAUCAAGGAUAUGAGCUACUUUUUAAACUUAAAGCUAUCCUUGACGAAAAGCUCUCAGAAUAUAUUCCUGCAGAUAUGGAUGAAUUCUUUAGGUCCAAGAUUAGAACACUUGAAAUUUUGAUUAAAAAUUCACUAGAUUCGCAACUGAUGGACUGGAUUGAAGAUUUACAGAAUGAACAAGAGCGGAUAGGAAGCCAUAUGAAAGGAAUGGCAGAGUCGAAAUUAGCUCAACCUUCUAAAAAGGAGAAAAAGAUUGACAUUAACAAUACCUUCAGAGAUACAUAUAAAGUUGGCUUUACAACUCUACUAACAAAGAAAACAAGCAGCUAUGACAGUGAAUCAUCAGAAAAUUUUGUAAACAAGACACUUCGUGACAUGAGAGGGAACACUAGAGGCUCAAUAUAUUUCUCCGACAAGUAGA
Moneuplotes crassus is the source of this 901-nucleotide messenger RNA. The record is from the annotation of a GenBank genome assembly. NCBI's taxonomy places the organism in Eukaryota, Ciliophora, Spirotrichea, Euplotida, Euplotidae.